UUUUGCCCUUGGGUGCAGCCCACACUAACUGGAGACUUAAAGAAGCCAGACUACAAGAACUGGAAACUGCAGAGUAGAAAUAUUCUUUAAAUAGGGCCAAUAUGUUGGCAUCCAGCAUCCAAGGGCAUGUGGAAGGACACCUGAAUCUGAAGAGACAGAGCAGCAGCUCACCAGAUGGGAGAAGGUCUACAGUUGGGAGUGAAGCAGAGGACUCCUUGAUGUCUCAUUCCAUGAGGCGUAUUGCAGCUGGAGGCUGCAAUUUAAAGAGACCUACAGAAGCCUUUGUUUCAAUUCAGUUGGAGAAACAGGGUCCACGUGACUUGAUGCUAAAUACAUUCAUUCAGAAGAAGCAAAUCUUGGGAAGUAGAAUACAAAAUCCUGAUGAAGCUGAAAAAGUCAAAAGAGAAGUUAUUGUUGAAUAUUGCCACAGGAUGAAUCAUCGUAUGUCUCAGUACUCUCUUCGAAGUCAGAUCAUUGCCUAUUAUAACAGUAUAAAAGCGAUACUGGAUGACUUCCCCAGGGUGAGAACCAAAUACUUUACCAUAGGAUUGCCACAAGAGAAAAAAGAAGAAAAAGAAUCCAAAGGCAAACUUAACGAUGAUCCCAGGUCAUUCCAGCCGCGACCUCGUUGCUUGCUGUCCAGUGACGGACAAUUCUUCUUGAACCUGUGGUUUAUCCCUCACCCUUCAGAAAUCCUAGGUGCAUUUAAAAUGCUGCCAGAGAAGAUUGGGUGUAGCGCCCUGCGGCACACAUUACAAAUCGUGGCAGCUUUUCACGACAUUAUUUCAUACAUUUUCAGUUUCGCUCAGCUUGGAAGUGCACCAGGCUGCUUGGAUUACAGGUGUCCUUCUGAACAUCUCACAGCAGACUGGGGAGGGACUGAGCAGAUUGGAAUUGAACUUCUUGAAAUACAGAAAAAGAUAGACAGCCUUCCAAAUCCCUCAGAUCCAAAUAAAGUAUCUCACAUGCUGAUCAUGCUCAAAGAAGUGAUGUUUCUUCAAUUUGAAGCAGCAGUUAGAUAUUCAGUGAGGGAAACAUUUUUAUCAUCUGGAUACGUUUCUGCAUAUCAGAGUAUUACAGACAACAUUUACCACGCAUUGCCUCCCAUGAGUAAUGCAGUUUUGGGCAGUGCAUUUGCUUCUGAACUCCAAAUUCCACGGCUAUUAGAUGCACGGGGCCAGAGAGCAUUAAUGUUGUUUCCCUGGAGGACUUUCCUAGCAAAUGGAAGUCUAUUUCCUGUCACCAUAAGCAACCUGAAUCCCAUAAAUUCUAGCAUGCAGUUAUGUCUAUGUGGCCUGAGCGCUGAGGAUCAAAAAGUAGCUCAUGGAGAGCUGAUUGGGAUACAGUUUGUAAUGGAAGAUGUUCUGUGGAAUUCUGAAAUUCUGACUGAUUCCCGAGAAGUGCAAAAACCUUUCAGAAAGCAGGUUUUAGCAACAUCAACAGCUGAAGCAAAAGGAAAAACUUUGGAAGCACCACCUGAUACAAUGACCUCAUGUGCCUUGCAGAGAUCAUAUCUGAUACGAUGGAAGCAACUGGAAAUGUUAAAAGCAGAAUGGGGAAGACUUAAAUUGAAAGUUGAGGAUAUCAACACAGUUCCUCUGUAUAAGCAGUUUUCUGAAUUGUAUGAGGCUGAAAUCUUACAUGCUGCAAUGGGAUCCAUAGCCAGACAUUGGGGUAUAGAGGAUGAGUUUGAAGAAUAUGGAACCAUCCAUCCAUGUCCACUGUUACCUAAAGAAGCUUCAAAAACUGAUGUAAUAACACACCAGCUUCAGAAACUUUUGGAAAGUUUAGAAAUAUAUAUGAUCCAUGAUGUACAAAAGAAAAUUAACCGAGAAAUAACACUGGUUUUAUCUGAAAAAGCAAGAGAAGAAAGACACCUCCCUACAGAACUCUGGAAGCAUCAUGGCAUGCAAGAAAUCUUCUCUGUCACAAGGCCCGAAAUAGUUGAGUCAUUUGUACAGAGGCUAAUGGAAAAUCACCAAGAAAUUAAUGCAGAGAUUAUCUUUCAAAAGGACCACUUUGAAAAAUGCCUCACCUCUCUAGCUUGUGACAUCAUGGCCAGAGAACGUAGCAACUUUGAAACCUACUCCAUGUUCUAUGAAAAUCUGCUCUGUCAGCAACAUCAGCUACUUUAUCAAAAAGAACAAGAAAUGCAUAUCACAGAAGGCAACAGAGGAACUGUUGAAAUGGAUCUGAAUCAGAUAGCUAAACUGAGUCACGAGAUGAUUCUGGAAAUAACAGCUCUGCGAGCCAAACUUACUGAUCUACAAAGAGAAGAUCACAACACCAAAGAGAAGAUAAGAAAAGAAGUGCAAGAAGAUUAUGAAGCAUUGGUACAAAACAUAUUUUUGGUGUGUCUGCAAAUAAAAGGGAAGGUAGAUGAAUAUCGUCUAAGCAUGAACCAACACAUGUUAGAGAUCAUCAGUGAGGUGAGAAAAGAAGGUGUAGAGAAAAUUAUUAAUUUGAAGAAAAAGUUUGGAUCUACAAAAGAUAACAGUGCACUUGAAGAACAUUUGGCUCAGCAGGGGAAGUUGCAGGAACUACGGGAUGAAAACAGCGAAUUGGAGAAGUUGUUAUGCAAAUUCAAGGCCUUAAAAUGCUGGAAAGAAAUAAUGCAAAAAGCACAAUUUUUGGCCACAUUGCGAGAAGUAGAGAAGGAGACUGUUCAGAAUAAAAAAGAGUGCCUGCAAUCCCAGAUGAUGGCAGAAGAAAAGGCAGUUUUAGUCAAUCAACAGUUGAGGGCUGCAAGGAAAGUCUUGGCAGAAUCUCAGACUGAAAAUAAAAAGCUGAAGCAACGACUAGAGAAACAGGAAUACUUACUUCAGGAAGCAGAACUUAAAAUUAACCGAGAAUUUUGUAAAAGACAGCAACUAGAUUUGAUUAAGACAGCAAACUUGGAAAAAAUGUUGGAAAGUCUUGGAGAGAGAGAAGUGAAGUUGCUGAACCUGACAGAAGAAUUGGAAAAAUCCUCUAAAACAAGACAGCUUCAGGAAACAAAAAGGAAAAAAGAAAUCCAACAAACAAGAAGCCAGCUGACCCAGGAACGCAAUUUAAAACUGAACGCUUUCCAGAGGAUACGUGAGCUGCAGUGUCAAAUUUAUGACUCAGAAGCUGCAAUUUCCCAGAAACGUUCCCCUGCAGUUACAAGAAUGUCUGCUAAUCUUUCACACAUUGCCAAAAGGAAACCUUACUCUUUUCCAGGCUCUUCUUCAUGCAGUCAGAAUGCAGAACUACCAACAUUCAUGUUAACCAGGGAUUCCACACAGCAUCUUUUGACUGCCAAAAUAAAGUUAGAGAAGAUUCCUAGACCAAAAACAGUACCUUCUGGAUGGAGAAACAGAGUAGUAGAUGCUCUCUUGCCAGACCUUACAGAAAACUCUGAUUCUACUCUUCCUGUGCAACAAGAACAAAACCCAUCUCAAAAAUAAAUUGCUACUACUUAGUUUUGUCAUUGACCAAGACUGAAAUUACUAUUGCACAUAGUUGCUGUCAGUAACUGUUAAUAAAACAUUUCCUAUCGUAUUUUCUUCAAAGCUUUGAAUACCAACAUCAUCGGUGUAAAAGAUUUUGGUUUGAUCCUGUCACACUGAGGUUUCGUUGUUGUGCUUUUGGGAGUUACAGAUUGUCAUUACUAUACAUGCAUUGUAUAAAGCUGUAGUAUGAUAUUUCUUAAACAAAUGAUUUCUUGGGUCCACUGAAGAACUGGUGCCUUACAAAAAUUUGUAGCACUCUUACAUGCUGUCAAUGUAAAAUUUUAUUAGGUUGUUUAUGCAGUCCAGCUCUAAGUAACUUGGACAGAAAAGGCAUUUUAAUAAGUGAUUUAUUAUUUUGGUAUUACGGUUGUAAAUAAUUUGCAUUUCUUCCAAUGACAAUACCACAUAUGCAAUAUAUAAUGUAUACAACAUUCCAUUCCCUAUGCAGUACAUUUGCAUAUGAGAGUUUUAAGAACAAUCCAGAUAAAGAAUGAAAGUCACAAUUUACUGUCUUAAGAAUUAAGGUCCAUGUGAUCAGUUAUUCCACAAAGGCAAUUUCUUAAAAAACAAACAACAAAGAAACUCUUAUGCUAAAUUUCAAACAGCCAGCAAAGAAAUGAUAAAAAUCUAUUUCUACUAAUUUGUAUGUAAUGGCACUAUACUGAAAACAAAGUUUCAUCUACCUACAUCUAGAUGGUAAACAAUUUAAGUAUGUGAAUAACAGGGAAGCCCCUUAAAGUGUCUGCUAUAGUUUGGUAGAUUACAGAUAAAGUUGGUUUAGAAAAUCACAUCUAUUGACACUGCAUGAAAUUGUUAGAAAUGACCUAGAAACUGAAUAUAUAGCUUCAUGCUACGCAAAUAGAAAAUACCGAUUUCCUGAAAGGUAGCACUAACAACUGAAUUUCCUUGGAAAAGAGCAACUGCUGACACUAAGGGGCAGAUAUAUUGAUUAAAGUCUCUUUCCCUGUAUUGCUUUCAACAGACAUGAGGCCAACAUUAAGAAAAUUUAAGGCACUUGAAAGAGGGUUCACUAUGUUUAGGAAUACAUGAUUUUAAUGUUUUCAACAGUUAUUCUUGGCUCAGUAACAAAAUCAGCUCACAUUUCAAUUUUGGAAGUACAUACAGCACUGUCAGUUUUGAAACUUUUUUCUAUAAAUUUACAAGAUAAAUAUUAACAGCCAUUCAAGAAUAAGCAAAGAAACAAAAAGUAAACAGCUUUUUAAAGUCUUACUAUGAAAAAUAGGUUUAUCAAAUGCUAAGAGGGCAAUUUUAAACAAUUAUCACUCUUUAGAAAUGCAUUCAUGUAUGUUUAAAUUUUACAAUCUUUUCAGCUUCUUAACCUAAAUUUAUGAAGACACGGGGAACUGGAUUAAAUGACUACCAUAAGGCCAUUAAAUAAAUAUCACCUAUUUCAGUUAAACAUGCUAAGAAUGGAGUGGUCAGUUCACUGUUUUAUUCACCUGAGCUAUUGUCUUUUAAGAGUGCAUUUGUCUGAUAAUUCUUUAAAGUUAUAGUACUCUCCACUAAAUAUAUUUUAUGAAUAGACUUUCUAGCUAAUAUUAUUGAAGUAAACAUUACUCAAGCUAGAAGGAUUAGGGAAAUUAGAAUGAUGUUAACAUUUUUACAAUAAGUCUCCAGAGUCAAUUUUGUCACCAGCAUAAUACCAAGCACUGUACUUCCUCUUUCACUGGAGCUCAUCCAGGAGUAGCACUUAAGCCUAUAAAUUGAGGUUUAAUUAUUUCAACUGUAUUUAUCACAUAACUUGCAGAACAAACAUUAACAAACUAGUAAGAGAAUAAUCAAAACUAAAAUAACUUCAUUCAAGUGUUCAAUCGAUUUCGUUUCUAUCACAAUUGUUAUCAUGUGUUAUGAAACCUACAGGUGGGAUAUUGCUAUGUGGGGAUAAAAUAUUCCCAAAUCCAUGCAGGAAUACAGUACCUUUAAAAUAUCCAUAAUGUGGUGAGCACUAACUGUGAUUGCUAAAAUUACUAUCCUCAUAUGAAAAGCAUAGCAUUUUCUAAGGCAGGUAAUUUGAAGGCUACAGACAAAUGGCUUUAGAAACAGUAAACAAAGCCUGGAUACAGUAGAUUGAAUCCACAUUUGCUAUAUUUAACAGGCCCACCAAAAUUAGUUGGAUAAAUUCAUCACAUGUAGCUUAUCCAAUCCUUUUUCCUCAAUGGAUCUAAUUCCUCAAUUCCACAAAAACCUAGAUCCAAAACAUUGUAUUAACAUAUAUGAAAACCACAAUGUUAGCAUAUAAUGCUGAGGUUCAUAUAUCUACUGGAGAAAACUUGCUGCAAAUGGAAUGAAAUCCUCAAAAAAAUUAGAUGACAUAAAGCUUCAAUUUGCAGUCUACUAAUUAAGGCACUGGUCCUUCUUCCUUAUGCGCCAAGGAAUAUAUAUCUUUUGAUCAUCAUUCUUCCUAUGGAUGCUUAUACUUAAAUUAGAAAACAAUCAUCCUUCUCACAUCGUAUAAUAUGGAAAAAUAUGGGCAUACAUAUUUCUUAAGAAAAAAAAUCCUUAAAAACAUUCUACAAAUCUCUUCCAAUUUCCAAGCUGAACAAGAUAAAAAGCCACAGCUUUUACACAGAUAAUAUUUUAUGUCAAGUUAACAGUAAUCUGUUUUUAAUAAUGAUUCAUGGGGUAUCUAAAGCUAAUUAAAUCGCUGUAAUCAUAAAAUUAUCUAUUAAGAACAUUGCUGCCACUAAAUACAGUAACUAUCAACAGCUAUAUCUGGCAUAUCAAAUAAAAGAAUAGAUUCCAUAGUAGCAGCUACUAAAGAAAUUUAAAACAGCAAAUUAGGAUUCAUGCAGAAUAUUGCAAGUAUUUCUGUUGAGCAAGACAUGAUUCACACAAUCUUCUUCCAAGCCCGUU
Python bivittatus (Burmese python) is the source of this 6347-nucleotide messenger RNA. NCBI's taxonomy places the organism in Eukaryota, Metazoa, Chordata, Lepidosauria, Squamata, Pythonidae. The record is from RefSeq and is a predicted model, not a curated record.